Messenger RNA from Hippopotamus amphibius kiboko, 1048 nucleotides. RefSeq names its product CD7 molecule (gene CD7). The transcript has 4 exons. Gene Ontology annotation, biological process: adaptive immune response. Gene Ontology annotation, molecular function: signaling receptor activity. Bases 155 to 787 code for a protein of 210 amino acids. NCBI's taxonomy places the organism in Eukaryota, Metazoa, Chordata, Mammalia, Artiodactyla, Hippopotamidae. The record is from RefSeq and is a predicted model, not a curated record. Gene Ontology annotation, cellular component: membrane.
GUGCAGCCCCACUGCCUACCUCUUGCUCCAUCCUGCCCUGACCGCCCCUGGAAGUGGCGCCUGUGAGGUGGUGGCACGCAGUUGGGUGCUGCAGACAGGAAGAGUCGCGACAGCCUUGCAUGUGGGGCCCUGCUCUUCCCCCGCUGCCGUGAGCAUGGCUGGGCUCCUGGGGCUCCCGCGGCUCCUGUUCCCGUUGCUUCUCACACUGCCCUGCAACCUGGCUACCCAAGAGGUGUUGCAGUGCCCCCACUACGUGACCGCUUUAGAGGGAGACUCUAUCAACAUCACCUGCUCCACUCAGGGGCCCCUGCUUGGCAUCUACCUGAAGCAAAGCUGGCCGAAGCACAGCAACGUGAUUUACUAUGAAGAUGGGAGGAAACCCACUGUGGACAAGCAGUUCAGGGACCGCAUCACCUUCUCGGGGCUGCAGCACAACCUGACCAUCAGCAUGCACCACCUGCAGCUGUCUGACACUGGUGAAUAUGCCUGCCAGGCCAUCAUGGAUAAUGAGGUCUGGGGCACCAAGACCUUUGUCAUGGUGAAAGAAAAACUGCCCCAAGCAGUGAAGACGUGCCAGGAGACUCAGCUGAUACACUUUGCCCUCCCCACGGCCCUGGCUGUGGCCUUCUUCAUUGCCGGGCUGGGGCUGGGAGCAGUGUGCGUGCUGAGAAGAACGCAGAUCCAGAAACUCUGCUGUGCGAGGGAUAAGAGGUCGGUGUGUGUGAUCUACGAGGAUAUGUCCCACAGCCGCUGUAACACCAUGUCCAUCCCCAACCACUACCAGUGAGCCCAGCCGGACCCCUGCAGGACCCCUGUGUGAACACACAGGCAGCUCCCCACAGCAGUCAGGCUCCCGCUGCCUCCUCCAGGAAGCCCUCCUUGCCUGCCUCCCACCCUUGAGGCUGCUCCUGGCAGCUUGGAGCCACUGGGAAGGACGUUUCUCUGUCCUGCUGCUGCCCUGACCCUUGCAUGGCAGAAGAGCCGCUCUGAAGGAUGGACUUGGGCCUGGGGCCACGGGCAGCAGGGGGGCUGGGGGCUGAGCGCUGAC